Messenger RNA from Falco peregrinus (peregrine falcon), 914 nucleotides. It is a transcript of the gene SHISAL2A, whose product is annotated as shisa like 2A. The record is from RefSeq and is a predicted model, not a curated record. The coding region runs from base 33 to 386 and encodes 117 amino acids. Lineage: Eukaryota; Metazoa; Chordata; Aves; Falconiformes; Falconidae. The transcript is spliced from 4 exons.
GCGCGGGCAGCCCGGCGGGCGGCCGCCGCACCAUGAGCGCCGAAUGCAGCAGCUACCUCACCGCCGACAAGGUGCUGGUGAGCGGGUUCAGCUGCCCGCAGACGGGCGGCGACGCCCGCGCCGUGUACUGCUGCGGCUUCCAGGACGUCAAGUACUGCUGCGAUGACCCCCACAGCUUCUUCCCCUACGAGCACAGCUACAUGUGGUGGCUCAGUGUUGGAGCACUUGUGGGCCUGUCGAUAGCAGCAGUGGUCCUCUUUGCUUUUAUCAUCACUGUGUGUGUUCUCUGUUAUUUGUUUAUCAGCACGAAGCCACGCAGCAAACUGGAUACUGGUUUAAGCUUACAGCUGGCAGAAAGUGAGACUAGAGGGAGUUCGAUAUGUUAAACAACAGAGUCACUGGAUGGAUUCUACUUUCUACUAAUGCUGUAAUGAAUAUAGAUAGAGAGCUGCAUCCUUCACAAGACCCCCACCAAAACAAGCUGUUUGACAAAGCCAAGUGGCAUCAAGAGAUUUCCUGAGCCACAAAGAUGAACUGUGACUGUAAGCCACAAGAACCUGAAUCACUCUUCCAGAGGUGUUUCCUGGCUAUUACGACCAGUGUUGGUAACCAGAGGCCAAUCUGAAGCUAUGCCAGGAUAUGUAUUUGUGUAUGGUUACUGUACUGAGAAGUAGUAUAUUUUGAUUUGCACAUACCAGCUACUGCUGCUAGUAAUUUUCAUGCAAAUUGUUGUCUUUACUCUGUGCAGUUCCAGUGAGAUAACACAGUUGUCAAGCAGAGCAGAAUUUGGCACACCAUGUUGACCAAGCUUUAUUUUAAGCUUUUAUUGUGUGUCAUCUUAGCGUGGUGUCUUCACAUCAUGAAUAUGGUUGUCUUUAGCCAAAUGUGAUUGUUUGCUGCACAAACACAUGUGA